Molecule: messenger RNA, 2141 nt
Organism: Molossus molossus (Pallas's mastiff bat)
Lineage: Eukaryota; Metazoa; Chordata; Mammalia; Chiroptera; Molossidae
Gene: CTDSP2
Product: CTD small phosphatase 2
Exons: 8
Coding region: 528-1343 (271 amino acids)
Molecular function (GO): RNA polymerase II CTD heptapeptide repeat phosphatase activity
Source: RefSeq, a predicted model, not a curated record
CAAAAUAGCAAAGCUCGGGAUGUUCCGCAGCCCCGGCUUCUUACUGACAGAGGGUCCCGGGGCCUAGGACGGUGCUCCGCAACGUGAGGCGCCAGUGGGCCGUGGAGAGGCUGAGUCCAAAGCCCGGAGGCGCGCGGGGGUGGGCGCUGCAGCCGCGGGUUGUUUAUCUGGAGUACGGAGGGGAGGGGGGAGCCUGGAAACCGCCCCGUGUCCCAUUUCCUCCUCUUGUUUUCGCUCCGGAUUCUCCAUGUUGGACCCAAACUGAGGAGCCCGGAGCUGCCGCCGGGGGAUCGGGGCCGGGGGCACCCGGGGGAGCUGCUGCCCGGGCCGCCCGCUCUCUGUACAGGCCGCCUCCCUUCCCGGCCCAGGGAGGGAACGAGAGCAGGGAUGUGAACAGCUGUGGGAGUCCGAGUCUCGCGAGCAGGAGCCGGAGCGGGCCCCCGCCCAGGCCCCCCAGCCCAGCCCAGCCCAGCCUGCGCGCCCGCCCGUCCUCCCGCCCAGCCAGCCCGGGCCCACGGGAUUGUUAGAUGGAACACGGCUCCAUCAUCACCCAGGCGCGCAGGGAAGACGCCCUGGUGCUCACCAAGCAAGGCCUGGUCUCCAAGUCCUCUCCUAAAAAGCCUCGUGGACGUAACAUCUUCAAGGCCCUUUUCUGCUGUUUUCGCACCCAGCAUGUUGGCCAGUCAAGCUCCUCCACUGAGCUCUCCGCGUACAAGGAGGAAGCCAACACCAUUGCUAAGUCUGAUCUGCUCCAAUGUCUCCAGUACCAGUUUUAUCAGAUCCCAGGGACCUGCCUGCUCCCAGAGGUGACAGAGGAAGACCAGGGAAGGAUCUGUGUGGUCAUUGACCUGGAUGAAACCCUUGUGCAUAGUUCUUUUAAGCCAAUCAACAACGCUGACUUCAUAGUGCCUGUAGAGAUUGAGGGGACUACUCACCAGGUGUAUGUGCUCAAGAGGCCUUAUGUAGACGAGUUCCUGAGACGGAUGGGGGAACUCUUUGAAUGUGUUCUCUUCACUGCCAGCCUGGCCAAGUAUGCUGACCCUGUGACGGAUCUGCUAGAUAGGUGUGGGGUGUUCCGAGCCCGCCUGUUCCGUGAGUCCUGUGUGUUCCAUCAGGGCUGCUAUGUCAAGGACCUUAGUCGCCUGGGAAGGGACCUAAGGAAAACCCUUAUUCUGGACAACUCGCCUGCUUCUUAUAUCUUCCAUCCAGAGAAUGCAGUGCCUGUGCAGUCUUGGUUUGAUGACAUGGCAGACACCGAGUUGCUGAACCUGAUCCCAAUCUUUGAGGAGUUGAGUGGAGCAGAGGAUGUCUACACCAGCCUUGGGCAGCUUCGGGCCCCUUAGCCCUGCUUCCAAGCAAUGGCCAUCCCAGGAGGGGACUUUCCUACACUGUGCCUUUAUAAGACCAGCCUGACAGAUGGAGCAGAAGCUGGAGCAUCUCACCAAAUGGGGCCUGGAAAUAGAAGUAAUGGGAAUGAACUUUAGGACAGGUUAGAUGCUGAGUGGGCAAAUGUUAGACCAAUGAUACCCCAAGCUGCCUACUUCCUCCAAUGGGUUCCUGAGAUGAGAGACAGAGAGAGAGUGUGUGUAUGUGUGUGUGUUGCCUUGAACUGUGUUCAAGUAUAUAAGUGUUUCAGUUUGGGGAAGAAGCUGAAAGAUCAAGACUCCCCAAAUUCGUCUCCUCUCCAGUCACCCCAAGAGCCACUGAGCUCUAUAGGGAUGAAGACUAUUCAAGGCUCCAUUGCCAAACCCAUGGCCUUUUCCUCAGUGUUACAAGGCUUGUGCCAAGGAGAAAGGAACAGUCAGAGGCUGCCUUUGGGUGCCCCAGCACACUCCUUCUUGAACCCUUUCUCCAGCCAGCUGCUGCAGAUAGACAACAAUUCUGGAAGAUGAAAACUUGUUUCUAGAACUGGUCGCCCCCAUGGCCAUCGAGUCCUGCAGUUCAAGGGCUGCACUUGCCUCCAGCCGAGUGCCUGGCAUGGGCCCUCUGUGUCUCCCAAGGCUUGGGUGUUGGGCCUGCCUUCCUCACUACCUAGCCAUAAGUCUCGAACCCAUGGGGAAGGAGCUCUAUUCCCUGCCAUGGAAGAGGGCAGAUAACUGAUUUCCGUUCUUUUGACUCUGUUUUAAAAUUCUUUCUAAACA